AUCUACGCUCGGAAUGGUCUGUGGGUGUACUACGGCAUCAUGGUGACCUUAGUGCUACUGCCCCAAAUCACGGUACAAGCGUUAAGCCUAAGCUGGCAGAUCGCUGAUAAGUGCCCUUCGAGGCCAGUUUGGUGGGCGAACCUACUGCUUAUCGGUACAGCUCACACGCAAUGGUUAACGCUGCGCGCCUGCUUCAAGGCGGCCAAGACGAAACGACGGGAGGACUAUGACGCAUACACGAAGCACAGAACUGACUUCUAUUUGCUGGCGGUCUACAAGUCGUUGCUGAAGUCAGCGCCUCAGGUCGUGCUUCAGAUGUACAUCAUUUUCGACACUAAAGACUGGAGACCUCAGACAGUCGGCACUGCCAUUCACUCCCUCAUCAUUUUGCCAUGGUACAUUAUCGCCUACGACUUUGAUCAGCGGAGCCGACGGCCAGACAAGAAGACAGCUACCUUCUGCGACAUCAUUUUGCACUUGAUAUGGAGGAUUGGAACAGUAUCGUCACGCAUCGUUGCCAUGGUACUGAUGGCGAUAGCGGACGAUUCCUGGACAUUCGGAUACUUCGGCAGCUACUUUGUCAUGACAGCGAUCGUCGCCGUCAUGUUGAUGGAGCUUCAAGGCCGAAAUCAAGUUGCGCCAGACGUUCCGUUCUGGCAGAAGCUGGCACACAGCACUGCGAUGGGCACAUCCCUCACAUUCUGCUUCUUCAACGUAGCCGACUCUUCCUCCCGCGGUUGGCUUACCCUCAUGUACACGUACGCCUUCACGCUGAACGCUUUCGCACUUCUGGAAUACUUCAGGGUGUGGUCUAUCACUGGCGAGCCGCACCACGGCACGAUUGCGAUGAGCAUUGUGCUCGGGGCAUUCCUCCUAGGGGUGAGCGCCAUGGCCUGGUACAACAAGAGGCAUAAGGACGAUCCGGUCUGCACACUACCCCUUUUCCCAUGGAGAGUUCCCCACUCGACAAGCACAACGCCAUGGCAGGUCGAACACCUCCUCGAAAGCGUUUUCAUCGCAAACCACGCCGCCGAUAGCUUCAGCGAGCGAACUACCCUGUUCAGUUCAAGGUAGUGACAAGAAGACGCUCCAGACAGCGGCGACAGAAAAUUGAGAGCGUCCAGUAGAGCCUUAGUGUUGCAGAGUGAAGGAACCUAUAAAUUUACUUUUUAUUUGUGAA
Dermacentor andersoni is the source of this 1180-nucleotide messenger RNA. Its product is annotated as XK-related protein 6-like. The record is from RefSeq and is a predicted model, not a curated record. Gene Ontology annotation, cellular component: membrane. NCBI's taxonomy places the organism in Eukaryota, Metazoa, Arthropoda, Arachnida, Ixodida, Ixodidae.